AUGGCAAACGAUAUCGACACUCUUGUUGGCAUGGGAUUCUCCCUCGCCAAAAUAAAGAAGGCCAUGAAGGCAACAAAUGGUGCUGGUCUUCAACCUGCCAUGGAUUGGAUUCUUGCUCAUCCUGAAGUCUCUGAUGAGCCAGAAGAAGAAACUACUCCUCCUCAGGUGUUAGGAAGUGCUAGUAGUUCUACUCCUGCAACGGCCAACGCCCAAGAAGAAGGUGAGAUCCAAGAUGGCGAGCAGACUGCCCAAAGCUUGAUCUGUAAUGAUUGUCAAAAGCUGUUCCGCGACGCUGCUGGUGCCGAGAGACAUGCUACUUUUACAGGCCAUCAAAACUUCGCAGAAAGCACAGAGGCCAUCAAGCCAUUGACAGACGAGGAAAAGAAGGAGAAACUAGCUGAAUUAAAGGCUCGCAUGGCAGCAAAAAGAGCAGCUCGCGAACAACAAGAAAUUGCCGAACGCAAACAGUCUGAAAAGAUUAGACGCAAGGCUGGACAGGAUAUGACUGAUGCCAAGGAAGCCCUGGAAGCCAAAGAGAUGAAGAAGGCAUUGGACAUGAAGAAGAGAGAAAAGGAACAAGAAAAGAUUGCUAAAGCAAAGAUCAAGGCGCAAAUUGAACAAGACAAAAAGGAGCGUGCUGCAAAGAGAGAAGCAGCCAAACAAGCACAUCAAGCACAAGCUCAAGCAGAGGCAUCUGCUCCAGCACAACAGCCCACUGUCAAAAAGGAAUACAACGAAGCAAGAAUUCAAAUCCGUGCCCCUGGGUCCGGGCCCAUCAUGCACACAUUUGAUGCCAAUGCAACAUUGAAUACUGUCUUUGGCUAUUUACAAUCUCAAGGUCUGUCCAAUGCUUUCACGUUAUCCACCACAUUCCCAAGAAAGACAUUCAGUGAUGAUGAUCGACAAAAGACAUUAAAGGAAUUGAAUUUGGUGCCAUCUGCUGCUCUUGUUUUGGCAUACAUUUAA
Messenger RNA from Mucor velutinosus, 966 nucleotides. RefSeq lists its product as uncharacterized. Gene Ontology annotation, biological process: negative regulation of protein K48-linked deubiquitination; negative regulation of protein ubiquitination; negative regulation of proteasomal ubiquitin-dependent protein catabolic process. The transcript has 5 exons. Gene Ontology annotation, cellular component: nucleus; cytoplasm. The coding region runs from base 1 to 966 and encodes 321 amino acids. The record is from RefSeq and is a predicted model, not a curated record. Gene Ontology annotation, molecular function: K48-linked polyubiquitin modification-dependent protein binding. NCBI's taxonomy places the organism in Eukaryota, Fungi, Mucoromycota, Mucoromycetes, Mucorales, Mucoraceae.